AUGCCUACGGAAACUGCUAAACUAACAGAGGGACGAAUAAAUUCGAUGGGAGCUGUCGAAGUGGCCACCAGCAGCGUGAAAACUGAGGAACCAACGGAAUCCGGUGCUGAAGAAGGGAACAGUGUGACGAAACCACAAAAGGGAGUUCCCGAGGGUUGGUUACGAAGUGUUGUCGAACAACAGGAAGAGAUUUUGAAAAAUAACCCAAUCGUCAAAGAGGAGAAAAUACACGAUCCGGUGGACUCAGAGAGUAAACAUAUACUGGAACAAAAUGUUCACAAACGAGAAGUUAUAGACUACGUGAAACAACGUCUAAAGCAACUCCCGAUUGAGAAGGACGAGCAGGCUGCUUUAAAUCAAAUGUUUCGUAAGGUUAUUGGUGACCCACCACCCCUAUCGUCUAAGAAAAAAUCAAUGAAGUUCGAUAAACCCGCAGAGCAGGAUUGUAAAUCAUCUAACGACCUGCUUGAGGUAUCGAAACUUGAGCACGCAGAUGCCAUGAGACGCAGUUUCCGUCUCCUGUCCCAACUGGGUUUGGAUGAGGUUCGCCGUCUCUAUGGUUCGCACAGUAUUAAUCGUGUCCGAGCAGCCAUCUUCCAGCUACGUCAACUGCAAGCCAAUCGACGUUCCACCGUGCUUCGGUUGCAGGCUUUGAAACGACGCCAAACGGCAAUGGGUAACGCGCACGUGCGACAUUUGCCCACAGGAAUCAAUGCCACAUACACAUGUUAUUUUUGCUCCUGCGGAUUCAGUUCGGUGACACAAUUGCAUGCGCACUUAUUGACGCAAGCUCAUUUGUGCGUGAACACGCCAUUGGGGUCUGGUUCGGUGAUGGGACACAAACAAACUGCUAUCCAAGUGCUGGAGGGACAGGCGAACAACAGCAAUGCGACGGAUUUGGAUAUGCAUCCGCAAACAAAAAAACCGGAUACUGAGCUGAAUAGGUUGUUGCAAAAUUUGAAACAGAUUGAUCAGAAGAAAGACGCUACAGUUGCACCUGGCCGCAAGUCACGNCACGGAGCCGACCGCGGUGUCACACACUGCGCUUUGUGCGAGGUGGAAUUCCGCCCGCCGACGGUGAAUACCGGUGAUAUAAUUCGGACAAUGGCCGGGGUCUAUCAACGCCACUUGAUGACAGAGCAUCUCCCCAGUUUGGAAUUGACAGAAAAGUUGUUGUAUAUGGGCUCGUUUCUCAGCUUCAACCGAGAUUAUCUAUUCAGUUAUCGAGCGAGUCGUUACCCGAUCCCCGCGUGGCUCGAACGCAAUGUAGCCGAUGUGCCGGAGGAGAUUCGGAAGAAAUUACGAAUGGCAACGCACGCACAGCAUCUGUCUUGUCGAGCGUGUAAAAGCGGCCUGAUGCCAAGUGUUCGAGCCCUGAUUACGCACAUUCGUGAUGAGCAUGCCAAGACAUUGGAGGCUCGGAUGAUCCAGAUGCGCCGGUCGGGCACAUUUUCCGGCCUAAUUGACCCGACUCGGACAUGUUUUCAGUGUUACACAAUCCUGGAGGAUCACUUUGCUUUUCAGAUUCACACAAUUGUGUUCCAUGGAGCGCGUUAUCCGCUGGUAUGUGGCCUAUGCAAGCACCCGUUGGUCAACUUGUGUAUGACUGAAGAGAUUCAAUCAUUCUGUGCACAACUAUUUGACGAAUGCGGCAUCAAAAUGGACGAGGAGAAAUGGAAGAGGGUACUUCACAUGAAACCGGCAUCACAACAAUGUGCAUCGACAAAAUCGAGUGGACGUGGGCUUCUGACAACCACUGAAGAACCCGAUUUGUUGGGCAAUCGACUUCUGCUAGACGACGAGGCACGUGCACUCCUUGAAGAAGAGGAACUAGCUACCAUUGUGUCGUGUGUAAAAGCCAGUAUGUCUGUUCUGCGUUACUCCGCCCAAUUGGUAUUGAGAGCCAUGCAA
Molecule: messenger RNA, 1911 nt
Organism: Echinostoma caproni
Lineage: Eukaryota; Metazoa; Platyhelminthes; Trematoda; Plagiorchiida; Echinostomatidae
Source: the annotation of a GenBank genome assembly